Nipponia nippon (crested ibis) is the source of this 543-nucleotide messenger RNA. NCBI's taxonomy places the organism in Eukaryota, Metazoa, Chordata, Aves, Pelecaniformes, Threskiornithidae. The record is from RefSeq and is a predicted model, not a curated record.
AUGGCGGUGGGUGGCCGUGGUGGCAGGGCUGGGGACAUGACGGGCAUGGUUCUCUACCUGCCCUCCAGCCCCCAGCAAGUGGCGAACACCCUGGCGCUGCUGCGGAGCCGCACGGGGAAGACGGUGGACCUGGGAUCGGGAGAUGGCCGGCUUGUGGUAGAGGCUUAUAAGCAAGGUCUCAGGCCAGCCGUUGGCUACGAGCUCAACCCCUGGCUGCUGUGCCUCUCCAGCUACCGGGCCUGGAGGGCUGGGUACCACGGGAAGGUUUCCUUCCUGAAGAAGGACCUGUGGAAGAAACCUCCCCUGGCCGCCAAGCUCCUUGCAGAACUCCCCGACGAAGCCCGGGUGGUGGCUGGACGCUUCCCCUUCCCCUCCUGGACCCCCACCAGCACCCUUGGGGAGGGCUUGGAGCAAGUCUGGGCCUAUGACAUGAAGGAGGAGAACCGUUACAGCAGUGUCCUAGGAGGCAGGAACGGGAACCUGGCCCUGCAGCCCCCCAGUAAAAAGCUGCCUGGGAACCUGACCCCGUGUCCCAAGGCGUGA